CCCUCCAUAUUUUCCACACAAGUCAUCAACUCAGCUCUAAUCUGAAGUAGUAUACUCUCUCCCAAAAGUUCUCUCUCUUCUCAGUGACCAAUCUUUCCUAUUCCAUCAAAAUGGCCAAUGCCAAGUUUGUUAUUGUGUUAGCCAUUGUGGCUCUUGUGGCUGCCGCUGUGCCAAUGACCGAAGCCCUGACCUGUGGUCAGAUCCAAGGCUCAUUAGCACCUUGCUUGACGUACCUAAAGAGCGGUGGUGCACCAGCAACCGGCUGCUGCAAGGGGAUCAAAGACUUAGUCGCCAUGGCAAAGACCACCGCUGACCGCAAAAAUGCCUGCAAUUGCUUGAAGAACGCCGCCUCAAAGGUCCCUGGAAUUAAUCCAACUUUCGCCUCUGCCCUCCCUUCCAAGUGCGGUGCCAACAUUCCUUACAAGAUCAGCACCUCCACCAACUGCAACAGUGUCCGCUGAAGUCAUCAUCAGUGGUAGAAGAUGUUGAUCUGUUGAGGCCAUUUAUAGGGAUAUAAGAGUGACAGUAGCAUAUAUAUUAUGAAAAUAAACAAAGUAAUACGUAUUUUUGUACUAUGUUUGGAUGUGUCUCCACUUUUUUGAGCCUCUCAGACAGAUGUUGGUUUGUUUCUGAUAUUUUGAUGAGUGUUUUCUUCGGUGUUAUAUUUAAGAGUCAGUUUUGUGUUUGUCUGCAGCUUUCAUUGUGCAAAGUUCAGAAAAGUGUUCUAAAUUUAAAUUAUUUAGAUAUAUAAACGUGUGUGGUUCUUAUUAUCUA
Molecule: messenger RNA, 774 nt
Organism: Humulus lupulus (European hop)
Lineage: Eukaryota; Viridiplantae; Streptophyta; Magnoliopsida; Rosales; Cannabaceae
Product: non-specific lipid-transfer protein 1-like
Exons: 2
Coding region: 111-461 (116 amino acids)
Biological process (GO): lipid transport
Cellular component (GO): membrane
Molecular function (GO): lipid binding
Source: RefSeq, a predicted model, not a curated record